This is a messenger RNA of Larimichthys crocea (large yellow croaker), 1791 nucleotides long. RefSeq names its product farnesyl diphosphate synthase (farnesyl pyrophosphate synthetase, dimethylallyltranstransferase, geranyltranstransferase) (gene fdps). Gene Ontology annotation, cellular component: cytoplasm. Gene Ontology annotation, molecular function: (2E,6E)-farnesyl diphosphate synthase activity; dimethylallyltranstransferase activity. Lineage: Eukaryota; Metazoa; Chordata; Actinopteri; Sciaenidae. The transcript has 10 exons. The record is from RefSeq and is a predicted model, not a curated record. Bases 152 to 1228 code for a protein of 358 amino acids. Gene Ontology annotation, biological process: trans, trans-farnesyl diphosphate biosynthetic process.
CGGGCGGUAAGUCGACGCUGAACUACAAACGGCACAUCCUGGAUUCAGGAGACGUUCACAGACUUCAGUUAGACAGCAAGGCGAAGAAACAGAAGAUUAACCAUUUAUUUGUAUUAAACGCAACAGUUUGGGAUAAGUGGACAGUGUAAUUAUGGGAGACAGCAUCUGCAACGGGACGCACAGCAAAAAGGCGUUGUUGUCAGACCCUCAGCUGUUUGAAGAGCAGUUUGAGGAGCUGGUGACGGAGCUUGCAGAGAGGGACUUCACCGAUCCUGCGCUGGCUGAUGCUCUGAACAGGCUGAGAGAGGUUUUGGUGUAUAAUUCACCUGGAGGGAAGAGGAACCGAGGCCUGUCUGUGAUUGGCUCACUGAGGGAGCUUCUCCCACCCAAUCAGCUCACACAGGACACGGUGCAGAGGGCUCUGUUGGUUGGCUGGUGCAUUGAAUUGCUCCAGGCAUUUUUCCUCGUGGCAGAUGAUAUCAUGGAUGCGUCUGUGACGAGGAGAGGACAGCCCUGCUGGUAUAAGAAGGAUGGAAUAGGUCUGGACGCCAUCAAUGAUUCAUUUCUCUUAGAAGGGUCUAUCUACAGACUACUUCGCAGACAUUGCAGGGAUCAGCCGUACUACGUCCACCUACUGGAGCUAUUUACUGAGACAUCUUUCCAGACGGAGCUAGGUCAAGCCCUGGACCUCAUGACGGCUCCCCCUGGUCAGAUUGACCUCAACAGAUUCACCAUGGAGAGGUAUAAAGCUAUUGUGAAAUACAAGACCGCCUUUUACUCUUUCUACCUCCCAGUGGCUGCUGCAAUGUACAUUGCAGGAAUUACAAGUGAAGAGGAACACAACAAUGCCAAACACAUCCUGCUCGAGAUGGGAGAGUUCUUUCAGAUACAGGAUGACUACUUGGACUGUUACGGAGACCCUGCUGUGACAGGAAAGAUUGGUACAGACAUCCAGGAUAACAAGUGCAGCUGGCUGGUGGUGACAGCCCUGCAAAUCAUGACUCCCGAACAGAGAGCCGAGCUGGAGGCGUGUUACGGGCGCCACGAUGAUGCCAGCGUGGAAAAGGUCAAAGCACUGUACAAAGCCCUGCAAAUGCCAACACUGUACCACAGAUAUGAAGACGAGAGCUACCAGCGGCUACAGAAACUCAUCGCUAGCCACGCUCAAAACCUUCCUCACUCAGUCUUUCUCAACUUUGCUGGGAAAAUCUACAAGAGGAACAAGUGACAGGGAACAGUGGUCAGAAGCGGCGCCUCGUUCCCUUUUUGACUUUUAUGACGCACAGAUUAAUUACCUCUCCCUUUUUCAAAGAGGGUUUGCCAGGGACAAGGCUCUGACUGAGCAGCAUGACACUAAGAGGGCUGUGAUGUUUAGAAAUCGUUCAAGCAGUUUAUGAACUUUGCAAAGAGUUGUAGAUAUUUGGUUGUGAACGUCAUCAAACAGCCUGUCUCUUUUGUUCCAUGUUAUCUAUUUAUUGAACCCAGCGCAUAACGUGCAGCGUCUCCACUGAAGAAUCUCGUGGAUGUAAGAAUGACAAAAUAUUCAGGUUGUCAUUUGUUCUGAAGAAUGCAUGGCUGGAUGACGAUACAGACCAAAUCAGACAGUUGAAACGUUUUUUUUUAUUUUGUUGGAAUAGUUUUUAUUAAUUCAUUAUUAAAGGGACAGUGACAUAUAACGGUAGAUGUUUUCCGUCUGAUCAGCUGUCUAAUUCCAUAUAUUUUUAUAUUGUAGCUACAAAGUCUGUACUGGCCUGAAUGUUGUUGCUUUUAAUAAAUAAUAUAUGACCAGUA